UGCGUGAUUACGAGCAGUGCUAGACCUCUCGGCGAAAAUGGAUAUCACCGAGCCUCCGUUCCUAUUCCCGACACGAUAACGCCGGUCCGUCUCAAGAUCCGUCAGCGCAGGAUCGACGUUCAAAUAAGCGACGCAAGGGUUGGUAAGUACGCUCGGCGAAAAUGCUUGGACUCCUCGGUUGGAGUUUGUCAGUCAUGCCUUCAACAUGUAUAUAGCCGAUAUUUGCAGCCAGAAGAACCGGAGUACUCGAAGCUCAAGAACACUUCACUUUCACAAUAAUAAAUCAUGUCCAAGCCAGUCAAACUUUACGGCCAAGGAGCGGGCCCAAAUCCAUGGAAAGUGGCGAUCAUCCUCGAGGAGCUCAACAUACCUUACGAACAUGAGGCCGUAGACCACAGUGUACUCAAGCAAGAACCUUACAUCUCCCUCAACCCAAAUGGCAGGGUUCCCGCACUCGAAGAUCCCAACACUGGUGUUACUUUGUUCGAGUCUGGCGCGAUUAUCGACUACCUUCUCGAAAACUACGACAAGGAGAACAAAUUGCGCUACACCCAGUCUCCUGAAAAGUACCUCCAGAUCUCCUGGAGAGAUUUCCAAAUGAGCGGCCAAGGACCUUACUUUGGACAGAGAGCGUGGUUUGCCCUGUUCCAUUCAGAGAAAAUUCCAUCCGCCAUUGAACGUUACACGAACGAAAUCAAGCGUGUGCUAGGCGUGAUUGACGCCCACUUGACCAAGACUGGGAAGCCGUACCUCGUGGGCGACAAGGUCUCGUACGCAGACCUGAUGUUUGUGACUUGGAAUACAGUUGUUCCUCGGCUGCUCGGCGAAGGAUUCGAUGCAGAGUGGAAAGAAAAGUAUCCGAAGUGUUAUGAGUGGCAUCAGUCGUUGAUCUCGAGACCAGCUGUGAAGAAGGUGCUUGAGGAUAAGGCCGCGGCGACUCAGAAGAAGUAG
Cercospora beticola is the source of this 951-nucleotide messenger RNA. Its product is annotated as glutathione S-transferase family protein. The record is from RefSeq and is a predicted model, not a curated record. NCBI's taxonomy places the organism in Eukaryota, Fungi, Ascomycota, Dothideomycetes, Mycosphaerellales, Mycosphaerellaceae.